Lingula anatina is the source of this 2366-nucleotide messenger RNA. RefSeq lists its product as uncharacterized. The record is from RefSeq and is a predicted model, not a curated record. Lineage: Eukaryota; Metazoa; Brachiopoda; Lingulata; Lingulida; Lingulidae. Gene Ontology annotation, molecular function: protein binding. Gene Ontology annotation, biological process: signal transduction.
AACGCAAAAAUGGCGGUGUAAACACUUUUUGAGGGUGUGCGCUUGAAAUGAUAGCAGAAGUUUCUUUCCUUGAGCGGUCUUUAAUGGAGAUCCUGGGAUUUCACUCAAUUUUCUUAUUCAGGAUGAAUGAAAAGAUGUCGUAGUCCAGGUCAUGUGUCACAGUUGCUGUCAGAAUGUCUGUACAACCGAAAAGUGGAGCAUUAGUGGCCAAGAAUAAAAAUGGAAAACAGGAUGGCUCGGUCAAAAAAGGCAAAAAUUCAGUUAAAGUACUCUUACAAGAGAAUAAGACUCUGCAGGAGGAAAAGGAUGCAAUUACAAAAGAACUUGAUGACUUAAAGACUAAAUUUUCUGUACUUGGUAAAAAGAUCUUAGAUCAUGCAGACAAGGCUGAGUAUGGUUUGGAGGAUGAUCUAGACCCUUUACAGGUGAAUUUAGAUGAUCUCCUUGGUAUGCUCUCCAAAGUCAUAUCCAGAGACAAAAAGAAAAACAGAAUGGAGACACGUAUAGAGGAGUUGGAAACCAGAGUUACACAACUGACAGUAGAACAAGCUGAACUGCUCAGGGUCAGGGCCAAGUAUGAAGAAGGGUUGAGUGAAAUAUGCCAGUGUUAUGACAUGCCUGCUGUUAAAGUUCUGGUAGAAAAGAUAAGAGUUGAAGCAGAUAUCCCUCCACACUUCCUUGAAUAUCCUCAUGGGUAUUGUACAUCAACUGGUCCCUUGAAGCAUCCACCACCACAUAUUGUUCCUGCUAAUGUACUCAACACACCAAAGCCUCGUCAACGUCUACCAGGUGACACUCACAUCAGAAACAUGCUGAAAGAGCUCAAGGUUUUUAUAAUUAAGGAACUGAACAUGGAAAAGCCAUCACGAGCUGAUUGGAGAACCCUUGCACUCAGAGUUGGUAUUCCAGAAAGCAUUAUUGAGAAAUGGAGAUAUGAUCAGCUGGAUUCGCCAUGCAGCCACGUCCUUGCGAAGUGGAGCGAGAGUUGUGCAGCAACAGUGAGAAUGCUUCAUCGCCACCUCUUGUCACCUCAGUUGCGAUCUAUCAUCCUAGUAAGGAGGAUUGAAGAUUUUUAUGAUGUUGAAUGAAUUGAUGAAAUUAAAGAUUUGACACAGACUUUAGGGUAUUAGGACACUUAGUUAGAGCACAGGAGCAUUGAGACAGGAAAAGCUCCUAAACUUAAUUUAUUUUUUUGUACGUCUAGGGGAUCUCAUUUUAGACUGUGAUACUGAGGGCUAAAAACCGCCCAGGGUAUUCAACUGGUUGAAUAGAGAUAAUGUUAGGAAAUAAUUAAUCUUAUAUAAGGAACUUAGACCUAUGUUUGUUACACAUUACAACUUUUGGAAAAACAUAUGGCCUUUCAGAUGCUGUUCUCAGUAAUUAUGUGGCAGAUUUGUAGAAAAAUGUGUAGGUUAUCGUGCAUGUGAUUUAAACUAAACAUUUUCAGCAAACAGUUCUUCCAAGACAGAAUCCAUUUUUUAAUUAUUAUUCUCGUAUAAUUAUACUAGAACUUAAAUUAUCAUACUUAUUUUACAUACAAAACAAUUUUUAUAAAUUCCAGGUCAAAAUUUUUUAAGGUUUAAAAUGUGUCUCUGUAAAUGUUUUCUGUGAAAGGGGAAAACUCCUUUAAAUCAAUUUGAUAGAUAAUACAAUGAAUUUUUGUUGAUUAUAAUCUGAAUCUCAUUUUUGCAUUGGAUUCAGAUAUAUGUAGUCAACCAACCAAAAUACAAAAAAUAUAAAGAGAUAUGACAGAAAAUCUGAAAAUUUUUCAUGUUAUGAAGAUAUUAGAAAACAUGAAAAAAUUAAUUAAAAUAAUGUUUACUGUGUGUACAAAAUGUGCCCUUUGUCACAAUUAAUGAAGUUGGUGAACCAGUUCACUUCACACGGGUGAAUGCACUCAUCAUUACCAAUCCCCAGUGUUCUUUUACAGUGAAACACCUGUGAUUAUUUUACAAAUCACAUGCAUACAAUCAAAGAUGCAGAUUAUAUGUGCACAAAGCAUGUACAUGUAUGUGCAAUAAGUGUGUCAUCUUCUAAAAAUAAUUCAAUGAAGAUGUUUCAACAGUAUUCGUUAUUUGCUUCACAUUUCACAAUUUUUUUCUGUAAUCUGAAUCCUGUAUUCCAUGAAUCACCAUUAUUUGUGCAAUGUCUAUAGAGAAGACCAAUAACAUACAGUUCCCUUGUGUUUUUAUGUUACGUUUUAAUGCAAAAUGUACAGAGAGCUUAUCAAAGUGUUUACUGUAAUGUUGAAUUAGUUUGCAAAAUCAAAAUGCAGUUGGGUCUUUAUGUACUUUUCAUCACUUAUUGUUUCUGUACUUCUUGUCUGUAACACAAACCUACACUGUACUUUGUUCCCAUACUUAAAA